AUGCCCCAUACAACGUUCACUGCCGGACAGACACCCAAACAACCGGUCUUGUCCUACCCAACAUUCACUGCCGGACAGACACUCCAUCAACCGGUCAAUGUCGUAACCAAGUUCGUUCACUGCCGGACAGACACCCCACCAACCUGUCAUGUCCUAUCCAACGUUCACUGCCGGACAGACACCCCACCAACCGGUCAUGUCCCACCCAACGUUCACUACCGGACAGACCCCCCACCAACCGGUCAUGUCCUACCCAACGUUUGCCGGACAGACACCCCACCAACCGGUCAUGUCCUACCCAACGUUCACUGCCGGACAGACACUCCACCAACCGGUCAUGUCCUACCCAACGUUUACUGUCGGACAGACACCCCACCAACCUGUCAGACACCUCACCAACCUGUCAUGUCCUACCCAACGUUCACUGCAGGACAGACACCCAACCAACCUGUCAUGUUCUACCCAGCGUUUGCUGUCGGACAGACACCCAACCACCCUGUCAUGUCCUACCCAACGUUCACUGCCGGACAGACACCCACCAACCUGUCAUGUCCUACCCAAUGUUCAUUGCCGGACAAACAUCCCACCAACUGGUCAUGUCCUCCACCCAUAUGUUGUAUCUGCUACGGCGCCGUCUCCAGAUCCGGUUCCAAAUCAGCCAUGCCCAGUUCCGCUAAAAACACGCCGCUGAACAAUACUGACCAAAUACAUACAAUUGUGGAAAAACAUAUUUGA
Mizuhopecten yessoensis (Yesso scallop) is the source of this 735-nucleotide messenger RNA. RefSeq names its product extensin-1-like. Bases 1 to 735 code for a protein of 244 amino acids. The record is from RefSeq and is a predicted model, not a curated record. NCBI's taxonomy places the organism in Eukaryota, Metazoa, Mollusca, Bivalvia, Pectinida, Pectinidae. The transcript has a single exon.